ACCAAUAGAGUUUGCCAAAGAAAAAAAUAAAUAAAGGAGACUGUAGACACUGCAGUGGAGCCAGGCGAGCUGGCUGUCAUGCGGGAUUGAUUGUGGGAAGUAUGUUUGGGCUGGAACAGUUUAGUCCAUAAAUUAAUAACAGAAAUUUUGGCCACACUGAGAAAAACUUUAACCAGCCAAAAGUGAGCAUGAACUCCCAUUACAAGAGCCCAGGUUUUCAUGCUGGAGGCCCACAAGGGACAGUCGAGACUGGUAUUGGCCCACUUAACGAGCUUCCUGUGAUUGAGAUGAACAUUAACAUGAACGGAGGGGAACAGUAUGGUGGAUUUCAGCAAGGAAAUUCUGAAUUGCAUGCAGGGAAUCUCCAACAACAACAACAACAGGCCUCAAUGCAUGGAUUUUUUAACCCUCAACAACCUCACAAUAAUCCUCACUGCCCUCAGACACAUUCACACCAACACCAUCAACACUUUGGGGGAAACUUUGGACCUGAACCUGGGUCCUCCUGUUUGCACAGCGGAAGGAUGAUGGGUUAUAACAGCAGUAUGGGGCUCCAGCAAGGAUUCACCGAGGGUUUUGACCCACUCUCUGAGGGGCAGUCAGCAGAUGGCUUCUCUCAGCAGCAGCAGCAGCAAAGGACAGGCUCCAUGCCUGAUUUUCAGCACCACGGACCCCCCAGUGGAAAUCACCCUGUCCCUGCCCCAUGCCUCCCCUUAGACCAGUCACCUAAUCGUGCUGCCUCAUUCCAUGGCCUGUCUUCUUCAUCCUCUUCCUCAGAAAAUCACAAUCUGGAGUCCAGACGAAUGCCCCCACCAGGCAGUGUUGAAGGACUGGACUACAACUAUUCUAAUGAGCCCUCAUCUGGGCAUUUUGAAGUGUCUGUGUACUCCCCUUCUGAGUCUGAUUCUCAGCUUUCUCAUUUCGGGCCUGGCCGUCAGGUGCCAGGGUCCAGUUUUCCUGGAAACCAAGGGUUGUCUCAAGCUCCUGGAAUCCAGGGCAUCUCUAAAGAACACCCCCAUGCCCCACCUCAACAGCAGCAGCCCUCAGCCCAGCACAGUGUGUUCUUUGAACGUUUUGGGGGUGGACGCAAAAUACCAGUGGGGAUAGAGCCUGGUGCCAGGCAUCCUCUCAUGCAGCAGCAGCAGCCAGGCUUGAUUGGCCGACAGAACACUUGCCCACCAUCUCUCCCACAGCCCCCACAAUCAGAGCCGGGUUCAGCUAAUGCUGGUAUGCAGGAGGGUGGCGUCAUGAUGCCUGGCCAGCAUAAUCAGUUUGAAUACCCUAUUCACAGACCAGAGAACAGACGGAUGCAUAGCUAUGGUGACCCCAUGUUCAACAUGCAGCAGCAGCCACCCCCUCCUCAGCAGCCUUCCAAUCAGAGACUGCAACACUUUGAGUCUCCUUAUUUAAAUAUGGCUAAGAGGCCCAGGUUUGAUUUUCCCAAUACCACUCACGGCGGGGAGAGUUGCGGCAGUUGGAACAGUGGUAUGCAUAACCCGCCUGGUAUGGAGAAUCAUCUCUCUCCCGCAGCCUAUUCUGGCCUGCCUGGAGACUUCACCCCCCCUGUGACGGAUGGCUUUUCAUCAGGCCCAUCGCUGCAGCUUACAGGGCCCGAGCAGCAGUCAAUGCAGCAGCAACAAAAUGCAGCAAUGAUGAUCAAGCAAAUGGCCUCUCGAAGUCAGCAGCAGAGGAUGAGACAACCAAAUCUGCAGCAGCUGGGUCAUCAUGUUGAUGUUCCUCAAGGGCCCCUGGGGCAUGGGGGCCCAGUGGGAGGCAUGCCUCAAUCGAAUUUCGAGAGAGAAAAUGGUGGGAGGAUGGUGAACUUUGAUGGACGGAAUGCACACAUGACUCUGGAGAGUGGGUGGUUUUCUGGGACACAUCCACCUGGCGAAGUGCUGGGCCAUCGCAUGGGUACAGGUGGAGAGCUGGGAGCUCAUGAAAUGCAGCAAAAUGGCCCUGGCGUGAUGUUCAGAGCUGGUGUGAAUGCAAUGGGCAUGCAGGAGCCAAUGAGGAUACCAGGGGAGGGCCACGUGCAGCCCUUACUUUCACCUAACAUCCACUCACAAUUCAGCAGUGGCAUGGGGAACCUUUCACAGAUGCAGUCUCCCAGUACAGGUGUUGGAUUGCCCAACACACCAUUAGAAAGGCGCCCCAAUGACUUUACAGGACCACCCAUGGGUGGUCUGUCCUCUUUUCCCUACGGAGGCUCUAAUCGACAGGGAGCCUCUCUCAGUAACUCUCAAGGGGUGAGCACCUCACCAGGGAGUUUUACAUCCCAAUCAGACUUUCCCACUAGCCAGCGUUCCUCUGUCAGCAAACUUGGGGGACUCUCCUUAGGGAAUUUUAGCAAAACGAGCGGCAAGGACAAUGCUUUUGGACAGAGCUGCCUGGCAGCCCUCUCUACUGCCUGUCAGAACAUGAUUGCCAGCCUGGCGGCCCCUAACCUCAAUGUGACAUUCAACAAGAAGACUCAGGGAGAAGGGAAACGAAAGCUGAGUCAGACAGAACAGGACCUGAAUAACAGUGUGGUUAAUGGCACUGGGAAUGCUGGGACUGAAUAUUUCUCAAGCAUUGCUGCCCCCCAAAGUGGGCAAAUGCCUCCUGCUGGAAAUAGCAACACUAAGCCACCAGGUCAAAAUCAGACGGUGCAGGGGGAAGCCAGCACCCUCUCCCCAAAUUACAAUAUGGACACUACCCCUUGCAAUGAGGGGAAGGCAGCAACAGGGAGUGGGAGAGGGAGAGGGAGGAGAAAAAGAGACAGUGGCCAUGUGAGCCCUGGGAUAUUUUUCCCCUCCGACAACAAUAACCCUGUUGUAAGUCCUGGCCAGCAGGUGACCUCAGCAGCUAGUGUGGGGGAGAGAAGUACAGGCACACCUCAAGAGAAGCCCCACACCUCUCCCUCAUGGGGCAAAGGGGGUGACCUGCUGCUGGGAGAUCAGGCUGACCUUAUCUCAUCUCUUGACAGCGGCAUCCAGAGCGUAUCAAAAUCUGAAGUCUGUUCACCUCGCAUGGAUUUUACAGAUGACGUGAGCACACAUUAUAGCAAUGAGGAUGAGGUUUCAUCGAGCUCGGAUGCUCCAACCUCUGUGAAGGCUGGCCGCAGCCCUUUGUUAGGCUCGCCCAAGUUGCAGAGAGACAAUGGACUAAUAGGUGUGCAGAAAGGGCAAGGCAUGGUCCUCUCCAAGCACACUACCUCAACAUCGGAUGGCUUUGGAGGAGUGGGCCAUCCGGGAACGCCGGGCAUGGAGCAAGUCCGAACACCCUCUAGCGCCUCUGGCCCUGAUGAAAUUCACCCGCUAGAAAUAUUGCAGGCUCAGAUUCAGCUUCAACGGCAGCAGUUCAGCAUUUCAGAGGAACAGCCUUUAGGUGUAAAAAAUAACAAGACAAGUAGUGACUGCAGUGGUCAAAAUGGAGAUGGAGAGCUUGCUAGCUGUAGCCCGGAUGCCGGGAAGGGCUCUGUGGGCACUAUUGAUCUGGACACACUCAUGGCUGAGCAGCAUGCCACCUGGUAUGUGCCCAGUGAUAAGUCUCUGCUUGAGGAUUCAGAGGAGGAGAAGUCUGUGUGGGAAAAAAAUAAAUUCCAGGGAGCCGUCAAAGAAGAAAACGUUGUGUUUCCCCAGCUCACCCCAUGCCAAGAACUCCCACAUACCUCACCAACGGCUCCGAACACCUGUCCAACCAAAGUUACCCCCGAGUUCUCUGAAGCUCCUCCCUGGUCUUCAGCCCAGAGCCGCCAGCCGCUCCGAAGUCAAGUCCGCCGGCCACUCGGAAGUCGGUCAAGCUCCCGCUCCUGA
This is a messenger RNA of Sinocyclocheilus rhinocerous, 3794 nucleotides long. It is a transcript of the gene mn1b, whose product is annotated as meningioma 1b. Gene Ontology annotation, biological process: regulation of DNA-templated transcription. The transcript is spliced from 2 exons. The record is from RefSeq and is a predicted model, not a curated record. NCBI's taxonomy places the organism in Eukaryota, Metazoa, Chordata, Actinopteri, Cypriniformes, Cyprinidae.